Messenger RNA from Glycine soja, 1489 nucleotides. Its product is annotated as probable sarcosine oxidase. NCBI's taxonomy places the organism in Eukaryota, Viridiplantae, Streptophyta, Magnoliopsida, Fabales, Fabaceae. The record is from RefSeq and is a predicted model, not a curated record. The coding region runs from base 139 to 1326 and encodes 395 amino acids. The transcript has a single exon. Gene Ontology annotation, molecular function: flavin adenine dinucleotide binding; sarcosine oxidase activity.
AUGUACCGAAAAAGAUGUCGUGCUAAAGCACAGUGAGAUUCAUUGAGAACACUGACUGUAUUUAUAUAUUAAACAAUGGAAGCGCCAUCACACCUUGUUAUCAGAGAAAGUGAAAGUGUCUGAGAGUGUGUGUGACUUAUGGAGUCCAAUUCAGAGUUCGACGUGAUUAUCAUCGGAGCUGGCGUCAUGGGCAGCUCCACCGCCUACCACGCCACCAAACGCGGCCUUAAAACCCUUCUCCUGGAACAGUUCGACUUCCUCCACCACUGUGGCUCCUCCCACGGCGAAUCCCGCACCAUCCGCCUCACCUAUCCCCACCACUACUACUACCCUUUAGUCAUGGACUCUUACCGCCUCUGGCAAGAGGCGCAGGCCCAAGUCGGCUACCAGAUCUACUUCAAGGCCCAUCACAUGGACAUGGCCCAUCACAACGAGCCCGCCAUGCGCGCCCUCAUCGACUACUGCCGCAACCUCCAAAUCCCCUUCAAACUCCUCGGCCGCCAAGAGCUCGCCGACAAAUUCUCCGGCCGCAUCGACAUCCCGGAGGGUUGGGUGGGCCUCUCCAACGAGCACGGAGGCGUCAUCAAGCCCACAAAAGCAGUGGCCAUGUUCCAAACCCUAGCCUACAAAAACGGCGCCGUCUUGAAGGACAACACCAAGGUCAUCGACAUCAAGAAAGAGGGCGGCACAGGUGGGGUCGAGGUUUUCACAGCGGGGGGUGAAAAAUUCCGCGGUAGAAAAUGCGUGGUAACUGUAGGGGCGUGGGCGAAGAAAUUAGUUAAAGCCGUUAGCGGGGUGGAACUGCCGAUCGAGCCACUGGAGACGCACGUUUGUUACUGGAGGGUGAAGGAGGGGCAGGAAGGGAAAUUCGCGAUAGGGAGCGGGUUCCCGACAUUCGCGAGCUUCCAGAAAGAUAUUUACGUCUACGGCACGCCAACGUUGGAGUUUCCGGGGCUGAUUAAGGUUGGUGUGCACGGGGGGGAGCCGUGCGACCCGGAUAAGAGGCCGUGGGGAGCAGCGGUGAUGAUGGAAAAACUCAAAGAAUGGGUGGAGUUUACGUUCAAGGGGAUGGUUGAAUCCACUGAGCCCGUCAUCAAACAGUCUUGCAUCUACUCCAUGACGCCAGAUGAGGAUUUCCUCAUUGAUUUCUUGGGUGGGGACUUUGGGAAGGAUGUGGUUCUUGGAGCCGGCUUUUCUGGUCACGGCUUCAAGAUGGCUCCGGUUAUUGGCAGGAUAUUGACGGACCUUGCUGUCCAUGGGGAAACUAAAUCCCAUGAUAUCAGUUACUUUAGGAUUGCAAGGUUCCGUAUAACCUCUAUGAUUUAGCCUUCUUUUCUUCUAUUUAAAUAAAUGCAUCUCCUUCCACCCUUUCCUUUUCUAAUUCUUGUUUACCAGCCACCAGCUUUUGCUUUGCUUAUUAUUAUUAAUGUAAGAAUAAAACAACUCUUGUCACGAUAUCUGCAGAUAAAAUAACCUUACUCAAUUUAUA